Molecule: messenger RNA, 990 nt
Organism: Lachnellula hyalina
Lineage: Eukaryota; Fungi; Ascomycota; Leotiomycetes; Helotiales; Lachnaceae
Gene: dim-5
Product: Histone-lysine N-methyltransferase,H3 lysine-9 specific
Exons: 3
Coding region: 1-990 (329 amino acids)
Cellular component (GO): nucleus
Molecular function (GO): protein binding; zinc ion binding; histone methyltransferase activity
Source: RefSeq, a predicted model, not a curated record
AUGGAUACGGAGUAUCUCUUCAAAAUACACUACAAGAGCCAUGGAAAACCGAAUCGGCCUGACCUCAAAAACGAGAAGGCCAAAUGCCAUUGGUGCCAAUUACGCGCAUUUUCGACCAGCAAAACCUUCCCCGUAGCUAUCGUCAAUGACGUCGACAGCGAUUUCAUCCCGCGCGACUUCGUAUUAAUCGAGAACUGCGAGCCAGGCAAAGGCAUCGAGCUCCCGGAUCCCGAGUUCUGCGUUGGCUGCGAAUGUACAGACCAUGAUACGUGCAAAUCUGAUGAAUGUUCCUGUCUGCAGGACAUGACGGUUCUAGACGAGACGGACGAAGACAAAUACGUGUACGAGUCGAAGGGUGGGAAGGAUACGUUGAGAGCAGAUUACCUGGAUACGCGGGAGCCUAUCUACGAAUGUCAUGAUAAAUGUUACUGUGGUGAGAAUUGUCCGAAUAGGGUCGUGGAGAGGGGUCGCAAGAUCACAUUGCAGAUCUUCCGGACUGAAGAUAACCGUGGUUGGGGAGUACGGUCGAAGGAAUACAUAAGUAAAGGCCAGUUCGUAGACAAAUACGUUGGUGAAAUCAUUACGGCGGAAGAGACAGAGCGCCGACGCCAACUUUCGGACGUUGCGCAGAAGAAGGACGUAUACCUCUUCGAACUGGAUAAAUUCAAGGGCGACGCAGAUCGAGACCCAUCACUUGCCGAUACCGUCUUUGUAGAUGGCGAGUUCCGCUCUGGCCCAACUCGGUUCAUCAACCAUUCCUGCGACCCGAAUUUGCGGAUCUUCGCCCGUGUCGGACCUCAUGCCUUGAAGCGAUUCCAUGAUCUGGCUUUCUUCGCCGUCAAGGAUAUCCCGGCUGGUACGGAGCUGACUUUUGAUUAUGUGGAUGGGGAAGAUGAGAAGCUGGAGGAGGAGAAGAGGGAUCGCAGGAAGAAAAAGGAGAUGACGAAGUGUCUGUGUGGAUCGGACAACUGUCGUGGCUAUCUAUGGUAG